Messenger RNA from Aaosphaeria arxii CBS 175.79, 1390 nucleotides. RefSeq lists its product as uncharacterized. The record is from RefSeq and is a predicted model, not a curated record. Lineage: Eukaryota; Fungi; Ascomycota; Dothideomycetes; Pleosporales. The coding region runs from base 483 to 1190 and encodes 235 amino acids. The transcript has a single exon.
CAUGACAUGAAGUGAGUUUGUCUCGGACCUACUUAGUUAUGCUGCUCGGGGUGGGCGCAGCACAUCCAUUUCCGGUUCCUACAAUGGUAUGCUUCGAUUCUUCCGGAAUGUUGCCUAGUUUGGCUAGUUCCUAUACUAAGGUACACAGUCGGACGGUAAGUCGACAUAUGCGGUGACCUAACUGAGGCAGCGGACGCCCAACCAUGAGUCGAACCUUAUCAUUGAAGUACCCGUUCAUGGGUCAAUAUAUCGGAAAAUGCAUCCGGCUUAAAGAAGGGAUCAGUCUACUCCGCGAGGCUGAAUCUGUUUGGAAAUCUGCCGACAACAAGCUGGCCUGAUGUUGUUCCUACGGUUCCCCCUCUUUUUCCCGCCACCUACUCGUCUACACAUUCCCUGUCUCUGUUGAUCACUUCGGACCUGAUAUACCAUUGUUACCUAUCACAAAUCACGUACAUCUGAGCAUUUCAAUUCAACCGUGCAAAAUGUCGCAGCACGGAAAGGAAACAGCGUUACCAUCCUACGAAGACUCCAUUAAUGCUGGACUGCCACUCUCUCGGGGUCAACAUAUUCUCGAUAAUCUGACACUUGUACGGGCAAAGCACAUACGGGCCAUCGUUGACAAUGCCAUCAUACCCCUCAUCGAAGACCAAGCCCUCCGUGGCAUUGCGCAGACCACGAUUGUCAUGUUACCCUCCGACAUCCUCAACUCUAGCUCAGUGACAGAGAAAUCAGACUUCAGCUUUGCUACUGAGGAUGACGAACAUGUGGAGGUCCAAGGAUUAUCUUCAGAAGAAAAGCCACAGAUCAUAAGAUUGGCAGGACCGCUCAACAAAACCGAAUUUUGGAAACCGCCAGCGAUUAUCAAGGAGCUGGAGCGUGUACUCAUGGAAAAUCUGAUGGUUGGUUCGGGUGGUCCAUCUUCAAGCCAAUUUCAGCCGAAACCCAUAGGUUCGCAAGGGAAACAGCCCAAAAAGGGUUUGCUAGGGCGCAUGACAAAGGCAUUCCAACGUGAGGAAAGCUCGGUGGAGCAAGAUUCCACACUUUACGUUCCCCACCCCGACCCGAAUUCAGGACGGGUGACUAUUGAAGCUCGGCUCGAGGAGAUGUGUUUGAGGACAGUAAAUGAGUUUGGGCUUUAUGAUACGACGUCCAAGCAAUGCAUCAUUAUUCGGAUAGAUGCUGGACACUGAUGUAGUAUAAAAGAAACAAAUAAUCCAGGUAUUCUGACAUCAAGAUGAUGUUUCAAUGACUUCUGUGCAGAACCCUGUCAAGUAGUAUAACACCGAGCGCGACUCUAUGUAGUGGACGAAGUAAACGUGUGCAAAACCAUAUGAUGCUUCGUGUUUGAAACGUCAGCCAUGCGCAUUCACCCAUUUGAUCGUUCUGAUAU